Culicoides brevitarsis is the source of this 5475-nucleotide messenger RNA. RefSeq names its product partitioning defective 3 homolog (gene baz). Lineage: Eukaryota; Metazoa; Arthropoda; Insecta; Diptera; Ceratopogonidae. Bases 1045 to 5184 code for a protein of 1379 amino acids. The transcript has 7 exons. Gene Ontology annotation, biological process: establishment of centrosome localization; establishment of cell polarity; cell adhesion. The record is from RefSeq and is a predicted model, not a curated record. Gene Ontology annotation, cellular component: apical junction complex; cell cortex; adherens junction. Gene Ontology annotation, molecular function: protein binding; phosphatidylinositol binding.
UAAAGUUGAGUGAGGGAGACUUAAAUAUCAUCAGCAUACAGAUACACAAAACGAAACGAAACGAAAAAAAAGCGAAAAAUUCAACGAUUAAAAUGUAAAAAUAAUAAAUUAUUUGUGAAAUAUCCCGCGGAAGGAAACACCAUCGACCGAGAAUUAAUCGAGAAAAACGACUUGCGAUAAGAAAAAGUGUAAAAAUUAUUAUUAAAAAAAAAAUUGAACUUAGUUCGUGUAUAGUUCGUAUAAAGAGAAUGACGCGUUUUAGUACAACAACCACUUGAGUUUGUUUCACCGUUUCUCGGGCUGGCUGGCAGGCAUGAGUAAUACACUUACUCAUACAAUAAUGGCAAACACAGAGAAAUAUUUUAAAUAAGUACCUCGCCAUUUAUUGCAUUUUUUUUUGCUUUGUCGUGUUUUUGUAAUGUGAGUUUAGUGCAAAAAAUUGCAAUUUUGUGAUGAAAUAAAAAAAAAAAAUUAUCUCAAAAAAAAUUUAAAGCGAAAAUUAAGAAAAAUUCAAUAACAACAAUUUUUUGUAUGUUAGAAGGCACGUUGCCAUGGUAGUUGCCAUAAUAGCCAACAAAACAAAAAGUUCAAAGUGAUUUUCAUUCCACGAAGCUUUACGGAUGAAUUUGCGUCACCGGAGCAAAAUUUCGUGCAAAAAGCACCAAAAAAUUUUGUGAACAAUGUCAAAUCAAAGAUUUUUGUAGUGUAAGACCUCCAUCAUCAUCAUUUAUGCAAAAAAUCAUAAAAAAAAAUUGAAAAGCAUAAAAAUAUUACGUUCCGCCAACACAAAAGCAGAGUAAACGAGGACCUAAGUGAGCAUAAGUAAUGAAAAAAGUGCACGUAAACAGUCAUACAUGUCAUUAUUUGUUCCAGUGAGCACAAAAGAAGAAAAAAAAUCUUAUCUCAACAGCUAAUUCCGACAAGAAAGAAAGGAAUCUACAUGAGAAAGGAAGAAAACGACACAAAAUAAAUAAAGAAUUGUCAAAGUUUUGAAAGAAGAGAAAAGAUAAAUAGUGAAGAAGCAAAAAAAAAAUUGUCAUCAUCAUGAAAGUUACAGUUUGCUUUGGACCAGUACGCGUUGUCGUCCCUUGUGGCAACGGCGAAAUGCUGAUACGAGAACUCAUUCACGAGUCAAUCCGGCGUUACAAGAAAGCAUCCGGCAAGAACGCCGAUUCAUGGGUCGUUGUGCAUCACCUGCAGUCACAAUCGGGCAUUCUCGAUCCCGAUGAUAAAUUAAAUGACGUGGCGGAUGAUCGUGAACAGAUAAUUGCGAGUUAUGACGAUUGCAUCGGGCCGGAUCCCGGUGUACCGCAAGGCGGAGGAGAUGGAGCCAGCGGAAGCUCCGUCGGAACAGGCAGUCCAGAUAUUUUUACGAGGAGCGAAUCAAAAUUCCCGUUAGAAAGUACGCACAUCGAAGUAACGUCGAGCGAACAAACGAACACAAGCGGCUUGGGACUCCAAGUACGACGCGGCAGUGAACCCUCUUUGCAUCAAAUAGGCGAUUCACCGCACCAAUCGAACCAGCCAUAUAUAAAUGUGAGCGGCAACAAUAACACGAGUGGAUCGGGCAAUAACGAUCCAACAAAACGGUGGUCCGCCGCUCCUGUCUGCAGAAGUGACACAGAUCCGCCGGAACGAUUGCUGGCGCAUCACAUUGCCACGCUAAAUGGCACAAAUAUAAGCAGUGCAACGACAACGGUGCCCGAGGUACCCGAAGAAAUUCCGUAUUCGUCGCACAACGAGAGCAGUCACAGCAAUUUUUCGCGCUCGGGACGCUUGUCGAUGCAGUUUUUGGGCGAUGGCGGAGGAUAUAAAUGGUUGGAUGCCGCUGAUAGACUUGCUGCAAACAACACAUCCUUCAACAGCCAUCAGAAUGUGAGCAACUCUCACAGUUAUUACAAUUCGAAAUCUUUGCCGCGUGAGGCGAAACGAAAAGAACCUUUGGGACAAGCAAAUGCGCAUGAAUCGUUAAGAGAAAAAAAUGGCGAGAUGUUGCUAGUCAUCAACGAGCAAGGAAGUCCCUUGGGCCUAACAGCAAUUCCCGAUCCCGAAAACGGAGGACUUUUAGUGCAACAUGUCGAGCCCGGAUCUCGCGCUGAAAAAGGUCGUCUUCGUCGCGGCGACUUAAUUGUCGAAAUCAACAGCAUCCAACUCAUCGGUUUAGGCGACAAAACUAUCCAAGAACAACUCCGACGAAAUCUCCAAUCAUCCGAAUUACGUUUACGCGUCAUUCGUUCGAGCAAAAGCAAGAAUCGGGACAAUCGCGUAUCGAAACUCAUCGAUUCCGAGGGAAAAGUGGAGCAAGAAAAACCAAAAUCCGCAAAUGUAAAGACAAGUCCGAGUCGAAAAGUGCCCGGCGCAACAGCGAGUGCAUCUUUGCAAGUCGCAAACACCCGAAAAUUGGGUCGUAAAAUUGAGAUUAUCCUGAAAAAGGGACCGCAAGGCUUGGGAUUUAGUGUAACGACGCGCGACAAUCCCGCCGGAGGGUAUUGCCCGAUUUACAUCAAGAAUAUUUUACCGAAAGGAGCUGCUGUGGAAGAUGGGCGCUUGAAAUCUGGCGAUCGUUUGUUGGAAGUUGAUGGCGUUACGAUGACUGGCAAGUCCCAAACGGAAGUUGUGGGCAUUUUGAGGGCGACACAGCCCGGAGCGACAGUUCGUUUGAUGGUUUCGCGCCAACAAGAGCUUGCCGAUGUCGAGGAACGUGAAAUAGGAUGUGGCGCCGAGCAACAAGAAACGAAAGAUACGCCGCCAAAACCACCGGCGCCGGUAAUGCCGACAUCAUCAGCACCUGCGAUCUUGAAAAGUCCCUCGAAAACGGUGAAUCCGUUGCCUGUUCCCGAAAAACCGACUUCAACAACUUCGAAUAAAAACGAUCGCCCGGCACAUUUGAACUUAUCGGCAAGUCUUCGACUGAAAAGACGCUCUUCAGGCGGCUCACAAACGUCUCCCGUAUACGCAGGAUUCAAUUUGCAAGACAAUAAUUCAGUUUUUCCAUGGAGAAAUCGCGAAAUUCUAACGUUGCACAUCCCGGUGCACGACACUGAAAAAGCAGGACUUGGAGUAAGUGUCAAAGGAAAGACAGGUUCGCCGAAUAACUCGACGACAGGUGGCAGUGGCAACAGCAACAACGGCGUAAAUUUGAAAAAUGACGGAGAUUUGGGGAUUUUUGUCAAAAGUGUCAUUCACGGAGGAGCUGCGAGUCGCGAUGGGCGUCUAAAAAUGAACGAUCAGUUGUUAAGUGUGAACGGAGUUUCGUUACUGGGACAAUCAAAUGCCGAAGCAAUGGAUACACUUCGACGUGCAAUGCUCCAUACGGGCGGAAAAUACCCCGGAAGUAUAACUUUGACGGUUGCACGACGAAUUUCCAGACCCGCAAGUAUCGGAGACCCGCUCGAAGGCGAUCACAAUAGCACCACGAGCGAAAAUUCGGGAGCGACAGUCGUUUAUUUGAACUCCAGCGACACAAAAGACAAGUUAAAUGCCUCCGACAGCAGUAUGAAUCGCUGGAGUAAUCCCGUUCUCGAUCGUCUAACAGGCGGAACGGGUUGCGUACCGGGAAGUGCUCGUCCCACGAUGAAACCAUCGACAUCGGCGAUGCGAAAUGAAAGUUAUUACAUGGCAACGAACGAGACUUGGAGUCCCACGGGCUUGCAACUCAACGGAAAUAGUGCCGUUUUGAUCGAAGAAGAUCCCGAACCGACAUCGCCGACGUUGUUGCCGAAUCAUCGCAUCAACGAGUCGCACAACAAGACAAAUCUUUCGCAAUUUUCCAUGCAAAAUGGCGAUGUUGCCUACGACUCACAGCUAUCGCUCGAAACAAACCCCUCUGUGGAUGCCUUUAAUCGUGACGCUAUCGGACGACGAAGUAUGUCGGAGAAACAUCAUGCAGCGCUCGAUGCUAAGGAGACAGGAACGUAUCAACGAAACAAAAAGUUGCGUGAGGAACGUGAACGACGCGAGAAACUCAAGAUGGCGCUGAGUGGUUCGAUGGAAUCUGUCACAGAUGCCGUGAGAAAUAGCAAAAAUUUGUCGAAAACGGGCGAUUUGAGGGGCGAGGAAGCUGAUAAAGUAACAGAUUUGGGACCGUCGUUGGGAUUGAAGAAAUCCUCGAGUUUGGAGUCACUUCAAACGAUGGUGCAAGAGAUUCAAAUGUCUGACGAACCCCGAGGUCCCGUGUCGCUGAAGACUCCGCGAGGUCCCGGAAGAGCAGAACAAUUGAGAGCUGUUGUCGAGGGACCGUCACAGGAUUCAAAACCCCGCAAACACUGGUUACUCGAAGAAGCGGAUCAAGAAGGAGGUUUCACGAAUCGCAAUAGUCCCUUCCAAUCAUCUUUGAACGAUCCAAAACGCAGCAAACAGAAGAAACCAGGCCUGUUCAAAGGUAUCGGGCACAUGUUCCGUUUCGGAAAGCAUCGUAAAGACGGCGUAGCUCCCGUUCAACCGCCAAUUUCGAAUCCGACGCCCGUUGCUGCGGUCCAACAAGACAUCGGGGGCCUCAUAAAGCCCGAAUCGAACGGAUGGCUGAGCAAAAGUGACGAAGAUACGCGAAAACAUGCAAACGCAACACUUCCCGCGGUGCACGGACAUCAAAGAUCGUCGCCAGCUGUCAUCACGACACAACCAAAAGAGCGAAAUGGACCUCCGCAAUACGUUAGUCCGCCUCCCGCGCCCACAGCAAACGCAAAUCCGGCGAAUUCAACGACACUCGUGAACGGACAACCAACUGCCAUACACCAAAAUGACCUUUUUAAUCAUCGGUAUUCGCAUUAUGUGAACUACGACGAGUUGCAGCAUCAUUUGAGUCGCCGGCAUCACAUUUACCAUUCAACGCGAUCGACACGUGAAUUAUCAACACACCAUGCCAACCAUUCCGGAUCCGGAACCUCAACGCUCGGGCAUAAUUUCAAUUCUCGUCCCAUUUCCACUUACUACGAAUACGAAACGGCAACAUUUCAACCGCAAGGCUCCUUCCGUAAAGUCAGCAACUCACCGAUCAUCUCCGUCCAACACAACAAAGUUUUGCACCAUCAACAGCUCCAACAGCAGUAUCCGCAAUGGAAUAACAACAAUAACAGCACACCGGGCAGCUCCAUCAAGAAUCGCGGGCCAUUUGUCACGCAAGUAACGAUUCGCGAUCAAAAUUCGUCGGGCAACAACAACCAACCGCCCGCUUCCAAAGUAUGACUAUAGGAUUGGCUGGACGAGCAUGUACGCGAAAAAUUAAUUUAACGGAACAAAGUACUUAGAAAUUUUGUGAAAAAAAAUGUGUUUCAACUUUUUCUCUUGUAACUGUGAUCUUUACGUAAGAAAAUCUUAAAAAAAAAAAUAUUUUCAAAAAUUUAAAAUUAUUAGGAAAGGGAAAGAAAACAGUAUGAUUUGUAUAAAUGCUAAAGAAAAAAUUAUAAAUAUUAAUUAAUUAAAUUUAACAGAAAAAACUUAGAAAAUAGGAAAAACAUGUAUUAUUAAUUAAAAUAU